CGGCCUCCCCGCGCAGCCCCGGGCCCGCCAUGGCCCAGCAGAGAGCCCUGCCCCAGAGCAAGGAGACGCUGCUGCAGUCCUACAACAAGCGGCUCAAGGAUGACAUCAAGUCCAUCAUGGACAACUUCACCGAGAUCAUCAAGACCGCCAAGAUUGAGGAUGAGACACAGGUGUCAAGGGCCACUCAGGGUGAACAGGAUAAUUACGAGAUGCAUGUGCGAGCAGCCAACAUCGUCCGAGCUGGCGAGUCCCUGAUGAAGCUGGUGUCUGAUCUCAAGCAGUUCCUGAUCCUCAAUGACUUCCCAUCAGUGAACGAGGCCAUCGACCAGCGCAGCCAGCAGCUGCGUGCCCUGCAGGAGGAGUGCGACCGCAAGCUUGUCGCCCUGCGUGAUGAGGUCUCCAUCGACCUGUAUGAGCUAGAGGAGGAGUACUACUCGUCCAGCAAAGCUGAUGCCGAUUCCUGGGCUCCAGAGCAGAGCCCCUGGCCAGAGCAUUUGAUGGACAGACAGUUCACAGCCACCAUCAGGCCUGAGCCUUUCCCUCCAUGCAGAGGGAUGGAAAUCAUAGGACGUCUGGUAUGGAGGAGGCUGAGUCUGGAGAAUGGUGUCCCCCAGGACAGGGGAGCCCUCCUCUGGGCAGAACUUUCUGGGCCUUGAUUCUGGAUCUUGAAUCCAUACCCAGGCGGUCCAGUCCAAGCCAUGCCCCUUUCUAGGAUACCACUGCUUGCCCAGGGAGGCAAUGCCGUGUACAUGUGGCUGAACCCUACGCUGUGGAUGAGGGGCGGCCCUGGAGGGAGGACAUGGGGUGUCUGGAUGUUGCUGUCAGGUCAGCUCUGUGCUGGCACUGGGUGCCACAGAGCAGGACCUGUCAUUGCAGCUCUCACAGGGCCACUUAGAAUCCUGAGACUGAGCCAGAGGGACCGGGAAAUCCCUCCCACGUAACUUACCUGGGAAACAGAGGCUGGAGACCUGAGGCCUUCCACCCUUCCCCACUAGCUUCUAACAUACACAUUCAGUGUGU
Messenger RNA from Dipodomys ordii (Ord's kangaroo rat), 1020 nucleotides. It is a transcript of the gene Med22, whose product is annotated as mediator complex subunit 22. Bases 30 to 656 code for a protein of 208 amino acids. Gene Ontology annotation, biological process: regulation of transcription by RNA polymerase II. Gene Ontology annotation, cellular component: mediator complex. NCBI's taxonomy places the organism in Eukaryota, Metazoa, Chordata, Mammalia, Rodentia, Heteromyidae. The transcript has 4 exons. Gene Ontology annotation, molecular function: transcription coregulator activity. The record is from RefSeq and is a predicted model, not a curated record.